CACAGCCUUGGGUGAGAGUGGAAGGCACACAUCUCCCCAUUUUAGACCGCUGUGAAAAAUAUAUAAAAGUAAUACCAGGCGAUCGGCUGUACUAAACCCUCUGGAUUACUCCAAUGCAUCCUGCUGGAGCGAAGUCUAAAAGAAAGGGUCGAGACCUUACCCAUUGUGCUACUGGUCAGGAUGCUGGCCACCGUAAACGACACCAGAUAUCAGGGCCACAGCAUGAGCAAACUGCUGAGGGCGAUAUUCAUGCCGCGGUAGAGCUAGAGAAUGAGCUUCUGGCCACCGACUGCAGAACGUCUCCAGCAAUGGGGCAUGCAUAUGCACGUUGACCACGUCUUUGAUCUCGUUCCAUUCUGGCGCCAAGCGGUCGAUGCAGCAGAGCGGGGUGAGGAACUUCGACUGGAGGAGUUUCUUGAGAAGAUGGAGGGGGAUGGGGGGUGGACACUUGCGAGCGAUGUGUGGAAUUUGCUAGCGGACCAGAGGAGAUCGUCACGAAAGGCUGCUUCUGACUUAACUCCUAUGGGCGAACAGGACAAGGGGUGGGGCAUAGUGGAGGACUGGGCUAUUCAUGACUCCGACGGAAGAAGUAAUAAGGAUUGGGACACGGCGAAACACUGGACUACGGUAGCUCAUGACCAUCAUGCAGAAUGGAAUGUCGCAGAGACCUGGGAUAUCACUGAACAGACCCCGGCCCCUCACUGGACCUACGACGAUCCACACGACUUCGUUGAUAGCAUCGCGCGACAAGAAGCAGUGAGUGAGGAGCGACGAAAGCAGAUGCAUAUGUUCUUUCAGAUGCCAACUGAGCAAAAGAUCCGGAAAAUUCGAGAGAUAAUCAAGUCCCUACAUACGCAACACCGGUACCCAUGACUCGCUGCUGGGACAGCGUUUCGGUUCUUCCGUGGUUCUCCCAGGCUGACUUCUUCGUGCUGACCUUUUUGGGUACUGACACAAUUACUGUGCGCGUUCGAGAUCACUGAUUUAUCACGCAAGACAAUUUCUUGGUUUGACUCUCAUAUCGAGAUAGUUAUUUCCCCAGCGCAUAAAACCACGUGUGCAUAUAUGUCCUUUCUUUACGUUGUUUGUCUGGACUGGCAUGCCUGCAGCAAACAGUCUGUGUAGACAGUACGUUGGAGGAGUAGCAGCACCACCAGGUAUAAAGGGAGGUCCGACGCCCUCCUCCAUACUGUAGCGAUCGCCUCGC
Pisolithus orientalis is the source of this 1207-nucleotide messenger RNA. RefSeq lists its product as uncharacterized. The transcript is spliced from 4 exons. Lineage: Eukaryota; Fungi; Basidiomycota; Agaricomycetes; Boletales; Pisolithaceae. The record is from RefSeq and is a predicted model, not a curated record. Bases 271 to 873 code for a protein of 200 amino acids.